Messenger RNA from Anas platyrhynchos (mallard), 4766 nucleotides. RefSeq names its product CKLF like MARVEL transmembrane domain containing 6 (gene CMTM6). Lineage: Eukaryota; Metazoa; Chordata; Aves; Anseriformes; Anatidae. Gene Ontology annotation, cellular component: membrane. The record is from RefSeq and is a predicted model, not a curated record.
CCCCGCCCUCCUGCCUCGCCCUUUUGCUUUCGCUUCUUCCCUUCAGCUUGGCGGCGGCCAUGGAGAACGGGGCCGUGUACCGCCCGACCACCGAGCCCCGCUGCAAGGAGCCCCGCCGGCCCUGCGGCUGCACCCGGCACCGCCUGAAGGGCUGGAGGCUGCCGGCCAAAGUGCUGCAACCGUUUCUCUCUCUUCUGGCUGUUAUUUUUGAGGAAAUUGUGGAGGAUUGUAGCAAUUGUGGUGGACUUUACUUCUUUGAAUUCACAAGCUGCACUGCUUUUCUUCUGAGCCUCCUGAUCCUCUGUGUGUAUUGCACUGUUGCAUAUGAAACCUUCGGGAAAGAUAAAGUAGAGAAAGUGAACUUUUGGGCCAUGCUAGCCAUAGGUGUCAUUUUCCUGUUAGCUUCAAUAGUUCUUGCUGCAACAAAUUCUUCACCGGUUCCUGCAAUUAUGGCAUAUGUAUUUGGAUUUUUCGCAAGUAUGGCAUUUUUAGCUGAGGUUGGGAUGGAGUAUUGGGACAGGCGGAAACAAAGCACCAGAGAACACCCUCAAAAUUCAGGCAACACUCAGGGCACCGCAGAAGAUUCCCCACUGAAUAAGUAAAGCUGAACUUUCUGAAAUUAGUUCCUUUUUUUUUUUUUUUCAGUGGAGCAAACUAAAAUGAAGUUUCAAUGUUCUGUAGGUAAAACAUCUGUCUCUUCCUUUGAAUCAAUUUUUUAUACUUUGCUCAUCACAAAUGGAUCCUUAGGUCAAGUAACAUCACCUUGAACAUCAUGUUAUAUUUUAUUUUGUAGGUAACUUGUUCUGCCAUUUCUCUAGGUGGCAUACAUUAAAAAAAAAUAAUAGUCUAAAUAGAAUAACACAAGGACAACAUUGUGCUGAUUCAAUUUUGGUAGGAGUGACUAUGAAAGGAUAAUCUGUGGUGCAUAAAUUCUCAGUUAUGCCUUAAAGACAUUUUCUGUAUGAACUGGACCAAAUAUAUCUUCUACUAGUUACAAGUUAGUACGGUAGAACUCAUUCUUGUACUCACUGGCCAAACAGUAAGUGUAAAAGGGAUAAUACCCAAUUGCAGCUUUACAAAAAUGCUUAUCUUUAUGUAAGGGUUUUUGGUUUGUUUUUACUAACUACACUUUUUAGUUCUGUCUCUGGAGAUCAGUUCAAUGAAAUAGCUUAGAGUUUUUAUGCAAGUUUUUUUUUUUUUUUUUUUUUUUUUUUUUUUUUUUUUUUUUUUAGGAGACAGCUUUGUACCCUAUGGUUAUUCAAGUUCAGGCUUGUAUGCCAGAAUAUUCCCUCAGACUGUUUCAAAAGUGACAAAAGUCACAGGGGAAAAAAAAAAAAUUAAAAAAUGGAUUGGCAUCUGUGAGAGGAAAAAGUUUAAGUAUUUUCACAAAGUCACCCAGAAGUAGCAAUCUGAACAUCAGUGGGAGAACGAUUACAGCAUGUUGUAAUAUCGACUAUCAUUUGCAGGGUUGAUACCAUGCACAGCUUGUUUGUGCAUAGUUUUACCAGAUUGGUUUUGGCAGCACCAUUUUCUGUGCUGAUAUCUAUGGCACUAGUAUGAGACUUCUUGCUGCUGGCUAACUCAGCUGGUAAACAGGUAAAUAAGCACUCGUAACCUCCAUUUGUCUUAAAAGCAAGGGGCCGGGAGACUGCAAGAAACACUACUGAUGCAAGGUGUAUCAGACCAGUGAGAGACUAGAUGUUGAUGGCUACUGUGUAAAAAGUGAAGUGGUUAAGGAAAAAAAAAAAAAAAAGGCAUUUUGCAGAUGUCUGAGGUAGAAACAAAAUUGCUAAACCUCAUUUAGAGGGAAGCCCUCAAAAGUAGGGCGAACUGCUGUGUGUCAACAGACCUUCCAAAAUGCCAAAGCAAAUGGGAAAAAGCUGAUUAUGCAAAAACAGUCCGUGUUUGAGUUCUCGUGACAACUGUCGUGUCUUCCAGGCAUCAUUGUCUGAAAAAUGUAUAGUCCUGUAACCUGCUGUGGCAGCACUGAGAGUAAGCCCUCCAGAAAUUGUCUGAGAGCUAUAUUUGGAAAAGGAUGAGGAAGCCAUUGUAAGACAAAGCAUUGUAAAAGAGGGUCAAAGGUUUUUCUUGUUGGUGGUGGUGUUUGUUUUUUUUGUUUUUUUAACUCCCAGUACUGCUACUUUCUGACGAAUGUGAGUUUGUGAUGUUGUCUCUCUAAACUCUGAGACCUAACCUUAACACUACACUUCGCUUGGGCAGUGUAACAUUUUGACAGCUGGUGUGAAUUGUGAGGUUUAAGCUGCAGCUUGGUUUCAGAACCGUGCAUAAAACACAGACUUUCCUUCGCCUAAUUUCCUGCUUUGUGAGGAUGAAAUGUUCCUUAGGUUGGAAUUGAUUUUCCUUGUAUUUAUUAGUGUCCAUUUGCACUAACACUUGAUCUUGGUGUAGGUGUACAGAGCCUGCCAUAGCUGUGCCUGAAAGCUGGGUAGGUUUUGAGAUGGUUUUGUUUACAAGCAACCUUACUGCUUACCAAGCUGGCCACAGUGGGAAAUAUCUCAAUAUCUCUGCUGCAAUUUGCAGUGCCUUACUUUGGGGUUUGUGUCCACAGCUAUAAUUAAUAUUUUAAGCUUGGGUUUGGUUUUGCUUGGUUUUGUGGGUUGUUUUAUUUUUCUUAUUUUUCUUAAUUAUAAUUAUUUUUAUUGCCUGGCAUUCUAUCUAAUCAAUGCACAUCAAGAAGCCUGCAGUUUCUAAAUCUUGAUAUAUAAUCAAAAGCUGUAAAUAUAGCGUAAGAAUAACGCAGUGUUGCUGAUAUUUUUAAAUGAUGCAGCACUAUGGUGGGGCUUGUGUCAUGGGGUAAUUUUUCCUUUUUUUUUUUUUUUUCCUCCUUGAAAAUAUGUUACAGGAAUUAUAGGUUUUGAUUGCUUUCUCUGAAAGACUUUUCCCCACCAAAGUGCUUUGUUGUUGGUGUCCACUCCCGAAUUGGAGAUACCGGUACUGAGAGGGAUCUGUGAAGUCACCUCUCUACCUUGGCCUCCCUAUCUAUGUGGUGUCUACUGCUGAUCCUUUACAGAGAAACGGAGUGUGCCGUUUUCCUUGUAGCUGUUUCAAGUAGCUUUUACCCAUUUUCUCACUGACUCACUGAUCCCUGUAUGGAUUUGAGGAUCCAAUUCUGUCACUGACUGAAAGGGAUGCUCUGCCAUCAGCUAAUGAAAACAAGUGGGUAGUUUUUUGGAAACUGCUUUAUCAGUUCCACAAGAUGAAGGGGCAGAUGCUAUCCCUGUGUCCCUCCUGGCACCUCUGCCCUCACAGACUAAUAGGGUGAGAGAUUUCCCUCCCCCAAAGCUGCGUGGUGUGGCCCCCUGCACUCUUGAAGUGCCCCCUGUCAUGCUUUUGGUGCUGGAUCCAGGCUCUGAGUGUCUCUCACUUGGACCGAUCCCAGAGGAUGGCCCUGGACCUGGAUGAAACGUGUUUUUUUGUGGGAGCUGUGUGUGGCUGGAUGCCUUUUACCCUCCCGUGCUCUGUCAGCAAAGCAGUUUGCACGUUUCCCAGCCUGUUUCUGAUGAAACCAGCCUGCUUUACUUGAAGCAGGUUUUUUAAUUGCUUAAAUUUAAGUUGGCUGAUUGUGACUGAGGGUCUGUUCAGGAGAGUGGUGGGAGCUUUGGCAGAAGGGCAGUUAUGAGGAACUGCCCUAAAUUUCUCUUACUGUUCACGAAGCAACCAUCCGUGUACAACCUUAGCUGACAGUAACACCUGGGGACAGGAGCAGUUGGCCACGCGUCAAGCUGAGGGUUGUCUUCUCCCAUCUUCACCGCAGUGCUUGGCAGUGGCGUCGUGAGCCUGCUCAGACACAUUGCAAGCUUUCGCCUUUUCCAGUUGAGCCUGUCCAAAAACACUCUGUGCACUGAACUUCGGGCCUUGUUUACAGUGCCGUGAGAAUCGGUGCAGAGGGUUCUCCAGGACGUGUGAGGACUUGCUAUGAAGGGGCUGGUCUGCAAGUUUCUCCUCUGAAAAUCUGCAGGUGCCUUGUGUAGGCUGGGAAUAUUUUUUUUUUAUGUGUGUUCUGCAUUUGGCCCACAUUAAAAUCGCGAUGCUAGCAAUGCCCUUUGGAUUCAAGCAUGGGAAGGAAUUGUGCCCUACUGCUUGUGCUCUGUGCUUUAAAAACAGCAGGGGAGGAUCGUGGUCUUCUACAAUUCAGGUCUGCCUUUGCACCCUCUGACUCAAAACUACAGCAAGUUGUCCUACACAAGUCUCAGAGCUCUGCACAAGAUGUUUUUGCAUAAUGGCCAGCACGGUAAUCCUCGUUCUGCUCAAAUUUGUGCAAUAAAAAUACCAAACUUACUACACUGAAGGGAAGCUUUGGUGAGACUUUAAAAAUGUUACAUAAAACUGUAAUGAAUCGAGAUGCUGGUAGUGCCUUCAAGAUGGAAAUUCAUCUUUGUUCUGCUUUAUUGCUGUAAGCAGCAGCAGAUUAAAUUUUAGAUUAAAUCUAAAUUAAUCUUCUAGAUUAAAUUUUAUGUCAUUCAGAACUAUCACUUUUGUACCUUUGAGAAUUUAAGUGACUUAAUGAUUAUUAAAUCAGGAUGAUAACGAUGGUUUUAUAUAUUGUAUACAAUAAUUUUUUUUUUUUUUUUUUUACAGUUUUGCAGUCAUUGUUGCCUUGAACUUCCAUUAAAAUAAUUUUGAAAUGUUUAACUAUUUUUCCAUUCCAAGCCUGUGGUCUUUUUAAUGUAUUAUGCUCUUUUGGACUUAAGAACUUUUAAAAAUAUUUUGUAAUCAUUUUUAAAAUAAAACAUGACUUAAGUAUG